AUGAAAGUUAAACGAUACAAACGAGCUAAACGUAUUCUUUCUGUUUACCGUCAUAACUUUGGCUUGCAGCCACCGUAUCGAGUUCUUCUUGAUGGUACUUUUGCUUUAGCUGCAUUACAGAAUAAAAUCAAUUUACGAGAACAGAUGCCUAAAUACUUAAAUGAUGAGGUGGAUAUUUGUGUAACCAGUUGCGUCUUAAAAGAACUGGAGAAUCUUGGAUCUACGGUGUAUGGUGCAUUACAUAUUUGUAAACAGUUCGAUAUUGAACCGUGUCCUCACGAACCCAUUCGAACAGCGGUUGAAUGCAUUAAGCACAUGGCUAGACGAAUGAAGCGUAAAAAAAUAUACUUGUUUGCAACACAGGAUUAUGAGCUCACUAAAGCGCUAAAACAAAUCCCUGGGGCACCAAUUCUUUUUAUCAAAUUCAAUGGAAUCAUGAUUGACAGGCCUAGUGAAAUUACAAUGCAGGAAGUAGAAAAGCCGAAGGAUGAACUGAAACAAGUAAAAGAGUUAAAAAAGGCAGUAUUUGGUGAGGAGAAAAGAUUAAUACGAAAGCGAAAACGUGCGAAAGGACCGAAUCCACUGUCAGUUAAGAAGAAAAAGAAAAAAAUUGAUGGGGUUAAUAGCGGAAUUGGAGGCACAUCACACCAGUCUGAUGUGAAAAAACGUCGCAGAAGAAAAAAAAAAGCGAGUGUGAACAAGCAAGAGCAAGCUGAGGUCACGCUUUAA
This is a messenger RNA of Thelazia callipaeda (thelaziosis nematode), 729 nucleotides long. The record is from the annotation of a GenBank genome assembly. Lineage: Eukaryota; Metazoa; Nematoda; Chromadorea; Rhabditida; Thelaziidae.